This is a messenger RNA of Alosa alosa (allis shad), 5348 nucleotides long. It is a transcript of the gene esrrb, whose product is annotated as estrogen-related receptor beta. The transcript has 8 exons. Gene Ontology annotation, biological process: regulation of DNA-templated transcription. Gene Ontology annotation, cellular component: nucleus. Gene Ontology annotation, molecular function: nuclear steroid receptor activity; DNA-binding transcription factor activity; zinc ion binding. The coding region runs from base 428 to 1864 and encodes 478 amino acids. The record is from RefSeq and is a predicted model, not a curated record. NCBI's taxonomy places the organism in Eukaryota, Metazoa, Chordata, Actinopteri, Clupeiformes, Clupeidae.
CUCUCUCUCGCUCCCUCACGGUCACUCCAUCUCAGUGCUCUCUCUCUCUCUCUCUCUCUCUCUCUGUCUGUCUUUCUCUCUUUCUUGCACACUCCUCCCUUAUUACUUUCCUUGUGUCACUCUCUCCUCUCUCUCUUUCUCUGUCACUCACUCUUCUCUCUCUCUCCUCUCUCACACACACAGACAGGACCGUACGUUGGCUCACUCAUACUCGCACCAAAACGCACUCGCACCCACCCUUCUCAGACACAUGCACUCGUACACAUUGACAUACCUGUGCAGAUCGGGGGGUGGCAACGUGCUGGAGGUGUUUUGUUUUCCUGGCGCUGGCCAGUGAAGGGUCUCGACGUGUGUUUUGGGGGCAGAAGUGGCUCUGCGUGCCUUACCUCUCUCCACCUCUGAUUCCUGGAAUGCUAAAUCUGGACUGAUGGACAUUUCAGAACUUUGCAUCCCUGAUCCUCUCAACUAUCAUAACCAGAAGUCGUUGUCCCACACUUUAGGCCGAUUGCUCAGUCCUUUGGCCUCUCUGGAUCCUUCUCAUUUCUGGCUGCUGAACAGAAUGGCCGCUGAUGAGAGGCACCUGCCCUCCAGCUGCGGCUCCUACAUCAAAACCGAGCCCUCCAGCCCGUCCUCACUCAUAGACACCGUAAGUCACCACAGCCCAAGUGGCAACUCGGACGCCAGCGGUGGUUACGGCAGCGGCCUGACCGGCCACCCCAAUGGACUGGACUCGCCUCCUAUGUACACACCGGCUGGCCUGGGCCCCAAUGGAGCCUGUCGCAAGCGCUAUGACGACUGCUCCAGCACCAUCAUGGAGGACUCGCCCAUCAAGUGCGAGUACAUGCUCAACUCCAUCCCCAAGCGGCUCUGUCUGGUGUGCGGCGACAUCGCCUCGGGGUACCACUACGGCGUCGCCUCCUGCGAGGCCUGCAAGGCCUUCUUUAAACGAACGAUACAAGGUAACAUUGAGUACAGCUGUCCGGCAACAAACGAGUGUGAGAUCACCAAGCGGAGACGCAAGUCCUGCCAGGCCUGUCGCUUCAUGAAGUGUCUUAAAGUUGGCAUGUUGAAAGAAGGCGUGCGCUUGGAUAGAGUGCGAGGGGGUCGGCAGAAGUACAAGAGAAGAUUAGACGCAGAGAGCAGUGCGUAUUUGGGCCUCACAGUCCCUCCCCCUGCAAAGAAACCCUUGACAAAGAUUGUGUCCCACCUGCUGGUGGCAGAGCCAGAGAAGAUCUACGCCAUGCCAGACCCCACCAUGCCAGAGAGUGACAUCAAAGCUCUCACCACCCUUUGUGAUCUGGCUGACCGUGAGCUCGUGGUCAUCAUUGGUUGGGCCAAACACAUCCCAGGCUUUUCCAGCCUGUCUCUGGGGGACCAGAUGAGUCUGCUGCAGAGUGCCUGGAUGGAGAUCCUGAUCCUGAGCAUUGUGUUCCGCUCGCUGCCCUACGAGGACGAGCUGGUCUACGCCGAGGACUACGUGAUGGAUGAGGAGCACUCACGGCUGACAGGUCUGCUGGACCUCUACGUCUCCAUCCUACAGUUGGUGCGCAAGUACAAGAAGCUCAAGGUGGAGAAGGAGGAGUUUGUCACCCUCAAGGCCAUCGCACUCGCCAACUCAGACUCCAUGCACAUAGAAGACCUGGAGGCGGUGCAGAAGCUACAGGAUUCGCUGCACGAGGCCCUGCAGGACUUUGAGAGUGGCCAGCACGCCGAGGACCCACGGCGAGCUGGGAAGCUGCUCAUGACCCUUCCCCUCCUGAGGCAGACCGCCACCAAGGCAGUGCAGCAUUUCUACAGCAUCAAGGUGCAGGGCAAAGUGCCCAUGCACAAACUCUUCCUGGAGAUGCUGGAGGCUAAAGUCUGAGAGAGGAAGUGCAUAGUCGCCGCGGCAACAGUGGUAUUGGUGUGGCAACAGGAAUCAGAAGGCAACAGUUCAACUGAGGGGUGCAUGGGAGAGAGAGGGAGGGAGGCCACUGAUAGACAAGCUGGAUUUGGACUUGGAUGUCCAGUGCAUCCUUCUCUUCAUCCCCCAUUGUUCCCCAUUCUUUCUCCUUGACUCUAUGUAUCUGUCUUUUGGACCUGAGACAUUUUAAAGAAAGAAAAAGAGAGAAGUAACUUGUGAGAACUUUUAAGUAAAAUGAAAAUGGGUCCCAACUAUACAUAUGAAAUGGAAAAUUUAAAAUAUAUAACAAAUCCUAAAUACUUGUACAGUAAUGAUUUUUGCUGUUGUGGUUUUUGGUUUUCUUUCUAGUCUAUCCUGACCAAUGUAUGACAACAGAUUAUUCUUCUUCAUUCACUGUACUCAGAGUGGCUGUUACACCCUCAGUAAUAUGAUUGGACAUGUUUUAUUUGUGUGUGUCUUCUUUCUCAAAUGGAAAACCAAACGCUGUGUUUAAUGAUAAAAGGGAAGAGGGAACUCUAGCUAACAUUACAAAGGACCUCCUCUGUUCUCUGCUAUGAUACAUAUUUGGAAGCUUUGAAAACAUUGUAAAUAUUAACUCGUUAGACUGAGCAUACAUGGCUGGGACAGAAUGAAAAUGGCUGAUUCAUUUCAUUUUCCAUUUUAAAACCACACAGCUCACCAAUCGUCUAACAAUCAAGUACAUAAAUGUAAAAAAGUAAAUAUCAGAUUUUGUUACCUGAUCACUUUUAAAUAUACCUCUGCUGUGCCGUGAACCUAACAUAGUAAGCAGCACACUGGAAAUGACAUGUUAACAAAACUUGCAUAGCAAUUUAGUCCUUCUUUUUGUUUCAUAGUAACUAGCAAUAAAGAGAUCUGUGGGCCAUCUAUGAUCUCAUAGCCCCAUCUCUGCUUGUGUUCUAUAACGCUAAUAUAAAAACAAAUCUGUGACAUUAACUUCAGUUUCUAAGCCGCCGUGGCAACGUGACAACAUAGUCACCGGGUGCAUUGUACAUCUCCUUUCACUGUCAUUGUCCUUUUCUCCCCCUCUUGUUGUUGUUGUUGAUGAUGUUGUUGUUGAUGUUAUCUUCUCCCAUGUUUGGUCAUGGUUAUAGGUAGAGACUGCAAUUCUAAACCAAUACGCUUUUUCUCAAAUUCAACAAAUUAAUUACUGCUCAAGGUCCUCGCGCUGCCCAUUUUGGUUGCACCCAAAGGAUAACAAACUCUUGGUUCCCAGUCCUGUAGAGGGGACACAAAGUGGCUCAGACUGAGGCCUACACUCAGCACUUUUGAUCACGAGCACAGAAGGAAUGGGUGUGAUUUGAUUGGCUGUUGACUUCAAUAUCAACAACCUUUGACCAAAAUCAGGGACUGUACCUUUAAGGAAGUGCACUGGGAACCACAUGUGUUUGGGGGAACCUGAGGGGGAAAAAAGAGUAGAUUUGGCAAAGUAACAGGAAUAUGACGCAAAUACAGUGCAUUGUCUGGAGAAAAAAAAAGUUGAGAGAAGAUCAGUGUGGCAGAAGCUGUUACUAAAACAAAGCCCAUUUGUCAAACGUGCUAUUUUGGGUCUCUCUAAGCCGAGGGUAGUUGCUCCUCAAAUAGAGAGCAAGGUGUCCAGCAUCUGCGUGCCCCAUUUUUAGAAGCAGCACGGCCUUUUUAUAGCACCGCCUCGGUUAUAUGGGUGCAGCCAAUUCAAGGUGUAAGGCAGGUGCAUGCUGGGGAUUAUUUUUAGCUUCUAGGAUGCAGUGUUGGCCAGAGGGGGCAGUGGACUCAUGCAGUGGGAGGGAUGACCCCUAUGUCUACACAACAGGCUUGUCAUUUGUGAAACUAGACACGAUGAUGACAAGUAGCCCUAAAACUAACUAAUGACUUUCCCCCCCUCCCACUAAGGUCUUAGUGUGACAGUUAAAAACAGCUGACGUUACCCUCCAAAUGGCAUUGGAACGUCUUUCCCAGCGGUGUUCCAAGAGGUGUGGUGCAAUAAGGCCUAUGGGAGGCAUGAUGGGAGAUGUAGUACUGUGCUGUAAAUUUGUCAUUGCUCAAAUCUGCCUUUUAAAGAACACUAGAAAGCGAGGAUGGUGUGUAAUUUCAUGUAUUACCAAUGUCAUGUAUAUUCAUGUGAACUGUAUAUUGUGACAGUGUCACACUUUGAUACUGGCAUCACUGACAUCAAAGCUGAAGGACAGGUGGUGGGUGUCAUUGGUCUGGGAAACUCCUUAUGCCCUCAUUGGCUACUUAAAAGAGGUGGGCUGCAUCCCUUCUUACCAAACUAUCUAAACUUGAAGUGGCCAUAGUCUUGGCUAAGAGUUCUACUGCACUUUACCCAGACGACAUGGGACAACUGGGACCAAUUCUGACUCUGAGUUUCGUGUCCGUGAGACAAAAACUAAUAUUCAGGCAUCAUACUGUAGAGUACCUGUUUAAUCAAAGGCAAUCUAAACCUCUGACUUCUGCAUAUCAUAUCUGCCUAAAUUAACAACACCUUUCCCAAAGUACAGUGUGUCUGAAAUUGCAUUGGGCUAACAAUUAAAAAAAAAGUUCCUGAAAACUAUUUUGGCCCAGCACUAUGGCAGUCAGUGGGCCAAUCACACAUGGCAUGUCAUUGAAAACAAAGUAUAGUGUCCUGCAAACUACCUCAUCUCUCAUCCUAACAGCCAUGACUGGUUCUUUGUGUCAAUAUCUGUUAACCUUUAUCUGAGCCACUACUGUGAUGUACCGGAUUUAUAAAUACCUGCUGUCUGUGAAGUAAUUUUGAUGGCAUUUUGCAGUAGCAAUCAAGAACGUAACAACUGGUGGACGUGACCAGUUUACAAGUCAUCUUCAUACAGUGUUUGUGUGCAUACACACUUUAAACUACCCUUCAAAAGUUUGGAAUCACCCUAACAAGUUGGUGAAAUAUGAGAAUUGUUCACUUUUAUCUUAGAAGUAACUCACCAUGAUUGAUAACAAGACCAGCAAUAAUAUUUUUCUUUUGAUUACAUAAUGAUCGUAAUAUACCAUUCUAAUCAUACUUGCAUCUUAUGGCAGCUGUGAUUCCUGAUACAUGGACUUGACCAUAUUUUUGUAAGGAAAUAUAGGUCAGCCAACUUUUAGUAUUUUUCUUUUGUAAUUUAUUUUAUUUUAUAAAAUGUCUUCCAUAGUCUGUGUUGUCACUUGUUGAUACAAAGUAAAUUAUGCAAAAUAUGUGAAGCAUUUCCAGACUUUUGGAGGGCAGAAUGUGUAUAUGUAUAUGCUCACACAGUGUAAUGUCAGAAUUGGUCCCAUGUCUAAAAUAUGGAGCAGAAAAGGGUUUUGUUUCUGUCCUGUAUAAAUAUUUAUUGUGUGUAUUAUAUCAUUUUUGCCCACUGUACAAUAAUAACUCUGAUUGUCCAUUUACCAAAUGUGUCAAUUUUUCAGUUUUGAUGUCAAAUAAUGAAAAAGGAACAAAGACAAGAUUUACUCCUAA